UUUUUGGUCACGUGAUUCAGGCGCGGUCUAUCCAGUUUCCUGUUUGUGAGACUAGCAGCCGGUGAAGGCGUCUUGUUAGGAAAAGCCCAGCAACAAAAUGUCUUUCGAUCUGGCGUCAGCUUUAGGUGGGGGGGAAGAGGACGUGAAGAAGGAGGAAGCUCAGAAGGAUGAGAUUAAGUUGCCCUGGAAGAAGGACAAGGAUAAGGGAGACUGCAAGGACAAGUCCGACUCAACACACAAGUCUGACAAAGAUCACAAGUCUGACAAAGAUCACAAGUCUGACAAAGAUCACAAGUCUGAUAAAGAUCACAAGUCUGAUAAAAAGCACACGUCCGACAAAGACGACAAGUCUCACAAAUCCCAUAAAUCUGACAAUAAGCACAAGUCUCACAAAAAGCACAAGGACAAGCACGACAAAGACCACAAGAAGAAGGACAAGAAGAAGGAAAGGAAGGAGGGAAGUUCAUCAAGCUCCUCGUCUUCAUCCUCCAGCAGUGAUGAAGAGUGAUGCAUCCUGGGACCGGACAGUUCAUUAUGAAUGGGCAGCAGUACCAACUUUUCCUUCUGUACUUUCUUUGGUUUCACAUAAACAUGCUGGUCUUGUGUAAACAAAUCUGAAGUAAAUGUUCUGACAACAAAAAGCCUGCAGGAGUCUUUUUUUCCCCAUUAGGUUCUCCUGUCAAGUAAAGUGUGUUUCUUUACCACCAGAUGGCAGUGUUCUCUAUAUUUAGGGGCUCUCAAAAUGUCAUGUCCACACCUAGAAGAAUGCAAAUAUAGUGUUUGUCAUUGUAAUUGUUAAAAUUACAAAACAGAAAUAGAUUCUCCUAAGACAAAAGAAUAAUAAACAAUUUACUGUGAAAAUGUAUAUGGAUCAUCCUGAUGCAUUCAUUAUUGGCAGCCCUUUUAUAUUAAAGGUUUCCCUGAGUCUUUUACUAUGAAUAAUCUAAAACAAUCACAUGUAAUGACAUUAAAGUCUAUAUGUAAAAUAAUAAACUGAAAAGCAACAGUUUAAAAUUAAUGAAGUGGUAAAAGUAACACUAUUUUACAUAGAAUUAUAACACAAGAAGUACACAGCAUUUUAAAAAGGAAAUAUUUUACUGUACUCAAGUUCAGCACAUAUAUUCUACAACUGUAGGGCACACUGUCGAUUCAGAUUGUACUGUAUUGCAACAAUACAUAAUAUUUCUGAAAAGUGAAAUAUCUGAACGAUGGAUAGAACUACUAAAAAAAAUACAUUGUACAUCACUAAAUAAAGGAUUAUCUGUUUACCUUG
Molecule: messenger RNA, 1273 nt
Organism: Notothenia coriiceps (black rockcod)
Lineage: Eukaryota; Metazoa; Chordata; Actinopteri; Perciformes; Nototheniidae
Exons: 4
Coding region: 98-508 (136 amino acids)
Source: RefSeq, a predicted model, not a curated record